Messenger RNA from Daldinia loculata, 3682 nucleotides. RefSeq names its product P-loop containing nucleoside triphosphate hydrolase protein. Bases 1 to 3639 code for a protein of 1212 amino acids. Gene Ontology annotation, molecular function: ATP hydrolysis activity. The record is from RefSeq and is a predicted model, not a curated record. Lineage: Eukaryota; Fungi; Ascomycota; Sordariomycetes; Xylariales; Hypoxylaceae. The transcript has a single exon. Gene Ontology annotation, biological process: double-strand break repair.
AUGAAUGCUAAGCCCUUAUGGUUACUACUUAGUGAUAUUCAUUUCGGAUCACGUGAUCUUGAUAGAGUCAUACGAACUUCAAACUGGAUUGCCUCUCUUCCCAAGUCUCAUACAAAUAUUCGUCGCGCAAUCAUCUGCGGUGACCUACUCACAACGCGCACUUCGCAGCCAACUCACGUCCUUUCAGCAUGCUACCGCUUCUUAAACAAGCUGGUGGAAGCCGUGCCGCAUGUCGAUAUCAUCCUAGGCAAUCAUGACUUGGCUUACCGCUUCGAUUACACCACUUCGGCCUUGGAGGCGCUUUCAAUUAAUCGACUAGCCCCCUUCGUAACGCUCCAUACGAAAUUAGGAUGUCACGAAUGGGAUGGCCGACGGGUAUUUGUGAUGCCGUUUCGCGAAGACCAGAACCAAAUUGUUAAGGAGAUACAUAACUUGGACCCGAAGAGCGCCGCCCAGACGGUUGGGUUCGGACACCUGGCCAUAAACCGGGCUAUAACACAGAAAUACACCGUAAAUUCGGAGACCGGGAAGCCUGGUUUCUCCAUAAGGUACCCCGGCCUUACUGGCGUGGGUGGAUUUGCGCCGCUGGCGAGGACAUUUACUGGCCACUUCCACAGCCACCAAACGAUUCUCCAAGGUACGAGCGAACAGAAUCAGGAUCUCCAUGGAAGUAUAACAUAUAUCGGGGCACCGUUACAGCUUACGUGGGCGGAUCUGUUCGACACCAAUAGAGGGGUCAUUUUGCUCGACCCCGAGACUCUGCAGAAUGACCUUAUCUGUAACCCUUAUGCAGUCGGUUAUGUGUCGAUGGAUAUCCAAGAUAUACUCUCGGGUGAGAUGGACGAAGAACAUAUCCGCGACAAGCAUGUCAUGAUUACCGGGAAUUUAUCAAGAUACAAGUACAUUUCAGCUAGAGAAAGUCUGGUUAAAUUAGGAGCGCGCAGCGUAAGAGACUGGAAGCCUUUUGAGCCGGCGUGGCAAUCCCAGAAGAAUGGUCUCGGUAAGACCAUGCUUCCUGCUGAUAUCCAAAACCUACCGAACAUAGGGAGCGAUGGAUUGUCAGGGGAAACGGGGGACGUCAAAUCUUCUAAUCCCAUUCAUCCCUCGGCCAUUGCUUCACCAAGACCGAUGGCCGAGCAAAUAGAGCGCGAGCCGAUUGACCUUGGCGAAGUUACCGACGAAUACGUGUCUUCUCUAAGUCUCGGACCUGCUCUUGAGAGCAAGCGAGGGUUAUUAGCCGCCGUAGGAAAGCGACUUGUGAAGAUCGGGAGUUCCGCUCGCGACAAGGUCAACGACACGAUCAAGUAUAGGGAUAUUCUCGACUUGUCCACCUCCUUGGCUGUUCCCUCGAAUGAAUCUCCGCGCAUCUUUAUCGCACACCCUAUUGCUAUCGAAAUUACAAACUUCCUCGGCGUCCAGGGCUCUCUCGAGCUUCAAUUUGAGCGUCACUUUCAACCUGGUAUGAACUUUAUAAUCGGAAAAAAUGGCGCGGGUAAGACGACAAUCAUCGAGGCAAUCGUGUGGUGCCAAUUUGGACAGUGUAUCAGGGACGGGCUUGGGGUGAACGACGUUGUCAACGACAUCGUCGGGAAGAACUGCAACGUUCGUCUUACAUUUGCCAAUGGGUAUUCGAUUUCACGGUCUAGGAAGCAUAGCGAGUUUCAGAAUCGCGUGAUUGUGGAAAAGGACGGUAUCGUACAGCCCCAGUUUGAAGGACCCAGCGCCAGAAGUUCUCAGGCGUCUAUCAAUGAAUUGCUAGGCGUAGACUUCGACACGUUUAUCAGAACAAUUCUUCUAGGUAACGAAAGUACUCGGAGCUUCUUGAGCGCCUCGCAACUACAGAAGAGGCAGUUGAUUGAAGCCGCUUUGGGUCUAGGGAUCCUAGACGGGUGUACAGAAACUUGCAAUUUAAUGAUGAGCCAGGUAGACGAGGAGCUAGGCGUGAAGCAGUCGCGACUCAAAGAGGUUACCCAUACAAUCGCUCAUCUCAAAGGUCGGGUUUCCCAAAUGGUUAAAACGCUGAAACGUUUAUUUGUCGAGGCAGAGACUAUCAUUGACCAGGUGCAACUCGAAGACCAAAAACACUUUGCAUCCCUGAACGCGAAAGAGCUCAGGAUAAAGCAGCUUAGGGAGGAACUUGAGAGUGAGCAAUUGCCAAAUCUAGAGCCUGAGCUUUCAGAGCUUCGAAGGAACGUUUCUAGAGCACAUGGCGAAGUGGGAAAGCUUGGUACGCUAGCAAAGCUUUCACGGGCUCGUUUAUCAAUAGAUCGUAAGAGGGCAGCUAUCAAGCAUGAGAUGGUAGCUAUUGGUACGCAGCUUGGUGAUUUCGAAAGAACAGUCGAGCGUCUGCUGGAAGAGAACGAAAUAUUGGAGAUCCCACCUCCAUCCGCCAACGAGAACCAUGGCAAAGCGGAGCGUAGCGAACAGGGCUUUCUGCCUAGUAUCAUGCUCAUAUUUCGGAACGCCUGGGCGUCUAUGCUUAGAUUUAUCAGCUUAAAAUUAUCUCCUAACAUCAUAAAAGUAGAGCAGCGGUGGCACGACCACAUGAGGGCAAUCGUUGCCUUCAACAACACUAUCAGGGAAGUACAAAUCAAAAUUUCGACUAUGGAGGACGCUGUAUCAAAUUAUUCCAACGAUACUUCCCGACAAGAUAUCAUGAGCAUAACGGUACAACAAGCAUUACGCAUUCCCACUCAGCUAAGUGCCGCCAUUGAUGAGCUACAACGUGCGACAAGCCAAUACAAUCAUCUCCAACAGCAAUAUGAGAGCCAAAAACAGAAGCGACUUCGCAAGCAGCAAGAUCUAGACGGACGAGAAAAGGACAUUGAUACGACGAGACAAAAAUGGCAAGUGUCUUUAGAUCGGUACCAUCUGAUGCUCGCUGGCAAAGAGAAAGAAAUUGCCACCUAUAAAGAACACCUCCAGUCGGAUGCCGAAUCCGUUUUUGGCCUCGUCCGCCAAGCAGCCGACCUAAGGAAAGAGGCUGCAGAAAUACACUCACACAGGGAAAUAUUCGCCUUUUGGCAAUCUGCUCUUACGCGACGGCAGGUAGCAAAGGCUACGUUUCGGCAUCACGUCACCGAGCGACAUCUAGGGGAGCUAAACAAACUUCUAGGACAGAUCCUGUUAGUCAUGUAUCAGGACGCAAACUAUGCGCGCAAUAUGACUUCUGGUACUAUCGGAGCACUCUUCAAAGAAGAAUACCAGGAUGGUGACGAUCGAGAUGAUAAUCAAGAGUCCACGUCAGUGCUUGAACCGUCUCUAUCGAUGAAUCAGGCACUUGAUUACGCAAAGCGAAGUGGUGGUGAACGCAAACGCGUAGAUCUGGCGCUAUUCUUCGCGCUGUCUAUGAUGGCAGGGGCCAGAAGUCCCCACAUGGCGAGGUACAUGCUUGUUGACGAAGCCUUUGACUCCUUAGAUGUAAGCGGCCAAGCUUCCGUGCUUAAAUGGUGCCGCUGGAUGGCGGAACGGCUAUCGUACGUCUUAGUUAUUACGCAUAGCCCAAACCUCGUCAAGCUCGCCGAGGAGGAAAGCGAUGCUGGCGGUGGUGUCGGGGCAAAUAUUAUUACUGUCAGGGCUGGUAAUAAAGGCACCGAGUUGGUGGAAACGCAGGAGUCUAUAGCUACCUCGCCUACUUAGCCAAUUUUUAAGUUGCUAGCAUAUCAUACAAAUCCCCAUUCUC